GCGUUCAUCGCGUCCAUUACUCGAGUAGACGAAACGUCAAAUCUCCUCGAAAUAGAACCAACUGAUCGAAAUCUCGAGAGCAUUCGAGAUUGUCAGUGCGCGUGCGGCUGAAGUUUCCCAUAGAAAACUUAAUUAAUCUGACAAGGCGAACAAUAAACGUGAUUAUUUAUGAUUUAUCAACUUUCUAUACUAACAGCCAGCACAUAACCUUAAUGUCCUGAUUCACCGUAUUUCUCACUUUGUUAUUCUUCGUAUCAUUAACUUGAAAGAUGUCUUUGACGUUUCAACAAAUCAUUUUGGACGCUAAAAAACUAGUUAGUCGAAUCACAGAUCAAGAAAAUGCUGCUGAUUAUCUUAUAACUGAGAUUCAAGCAGUAUGUAGUGAGAUAGAUAAUAUGAACCAGUACAAGGAAGAGGUGGAAAUCCUGAAUACAGAAGCUAAGCAGCGUCCGCAUCUUCAAGUUGUAGCAAGAAUUCAGCAGGAGAAUCGUUACUUGCGUGACAUACAAGCAGAAAACAAAGAGCUACGCAAUGCCUUGGAGGAGCAUCAAAAUACAUUGGAACUUAUAAUGUCUAAAUAUCGUCAGCAAACAGCCACAUUGAUACGAACUGGCAAGACGGAUUUCUCAUCCCUGUACAAUUCCAAAUAUGCCAACAUUAUUAGCAGCCAAGCUGAGAAAAUUAACGAAAUGGCGGCAGUUAUGAAAACAGCAGCAGCCCUGGACGAUGAAAACGAACUGAAAGACAAGGAAACAUAUUUCCGUCUGAAAGAAGAAAACGCUGCCCUACGAGAAAUCGUCGGAAUUGCUAAUAAAUUUGGUUCCCUCCAAAAGGACCCUCCCACAGAAACAAAAAUGGUACAGACUGAUUCACUUGAAUAGAUUAUAUAAAUGAAAGCAGAGUCCCUUCAACACUGUAUAGCAGAUACUUAUUUAAUAAAGGUUUCUACCAUACAUAAUA
Messenger RNA from Cephus cinctus (wheat stem sawfly), 960 nucleotides. RefSeq names its product FGFR1 oncogene partner 2 homolog (gene Fgop2). The record is from RefSeq and is a predicted model, not a curated record. The coding region runs from base 270 to 881 and encodes 203 amino acids. NCBI's taxonomy places the organism in Eukaryota, Metazoa, Arthropoda, Insecta, Hymenoptera, Cephidae. The transcript is spliced from 4 exons.